AUGAAUCCAGCCUUUCGUCGUCAGCUUCUUGCCAUUGCACUCUGCAGACAACGAGCCAGCAACAGUCUGUCUAAGCCCGAUGGGAUGAAGGAACAACCCCGCACCGCACUGGCGACACGCAUCCAGCAAACAGCAGACGAGAGGAAAGCCACUCAACUCAUGCUUGUGGACAUGGCUUUCAUUGGCAUCGUGAAGGUGUCAUCGCACGUGAUGUACGCUAGUCCUGACAUCUGGCUGUCCCUGCAGCGAUAG
This is a messenger RNA of Letharia columbiana, 252 nucleotides long. RefSeq lists its product as uncharacterized. The record is from RefSeq and is a predicted model, not a curated record. The coding region runs from base 1 to 252 and encodes 83 amino acids. The transcript has 2 exons. Lineage: Eukaryota; Fungi; Ascomycota; Lecanoromycetes; Lecanorales; Parmeliaceae.